Messenger RNA from Olea europaea var. sylvestris, 551 nucleotides. RefSeq lists its product as uncharacterized. The record is from RefSeq and is a predicted model, not a curated record. NCBI's taxonomy places the organism in Eukaryota, Viridiplantae, Streptophyta, Magnoliopsida, Lamiales, Oleaceae. The transcript has a single exon. Bases 279 to 488 code for a protein of 69 amino acids.
UCGAACACCAAGUCAUAAACUUUUAUCAAUGUCAUAAAAUGUUACCAUACACGUGUUUAUUAAUUUUGAGAAUGUUGUCACGUGCACUAAUGUGCAGUGAAGGGGCGGUUGGAGAGUAUCCAAGUAACUUGAUACCCCUCCCUCUCUUUAUGCACCAUUUUACUUCCCUCCAAAGUCUCUUUUUCUUCCCCAAAUCCUCGUUGGUAUAUAAAUAAUCCCAGCUAAUUGCAUUCAGUUCACCAGUUUUCCACUCUCCAAUUCACACGCGCACACACACAAUGUCGGACUGGGGACCGGUAUUUGUUGCAGUGAUACUUUUCAUACUGUUAUCGCCGGGGUUGCUAUUCCAGCUUCCCGGCCAACGGAGAUGUGUGGAAUUCGGUAAUUUCCAGACGAGCGGCGCCGCCAUUAUUAUUCAUUCCUUGCUCUACUUCGCUCUGAUUUGUGUUUUCCUGCUAGCUAUCAAAGUUCACUUGUACCUUGGUUGAAUUUGAAUAUGAAGCUAUCUAAAUUUUUUCAAUGGAGUCCAGUGGCUAGUCCACUGAGUUAUG